Hibiscus syriacus is the source of this 1221-nucleotide messenger RNA. RefSeq names its product protein FRIGIDA-like. NCBI's taxonomy places the organism in Eukaryota, Viridiplantae, Streptophyta, Magnoliopsida, Malvales, Malvaceae. The record is from RefSeq and is a predicted model, not a curated record. The transcript has 2 exons. Bases 580 to 954 code for a protein of 124 amino acids.
UUGUAAGUUGUAACUACAGAUUGGGAAAUCAAUUUGGGUCGUUCACUUACCAUGUAACCUUACAGCCAUGCAUCUCGCCGCAAAAGUAGAAUGCAUUAGAGAUGAAGCAUAGCCUUUCCUGGUGUUCUAUAGAACCUGUUUUUGUCUGUUUACCGGCUCUGAGUUACCCUUCGAAUUUGCUAUAUUGCUUGCUUCCUGGAGAUAAGUAUUAUCGUCUUUCUUAUUCCGAUCUCCUUGACUUUAGGAGAGUUCCAUGAGAUCGAGGGAGGCACAUGCUUGUGUACCUAAUAGCAGUUUCUAGUAGGUAGCUGCAUUAUAGUCUUUAGGAAAUUAGAAAAAAGAGACACAAAGUCUGUAAUAAACCCUUCAAAAAGGUUGUUUCUGCCUCGCCUCUGUAAGCGUACAUAACAAAAAAAAAUUCCACAGAAAUCACAUAUCUUUUAUUGAAGUACCAAAUAUGCUUGCAUCUGACUUACAUUAAUAUUUUAUUAUGGGUAGAGGGUCUUCAUUGUUGUAAUUCUUGAGACUAAUGUAAGACACUUUUGUCUGCUACAGAUAUCAUAGAUAGUAUGGUGGAGAAUGGAAUGCAUUCUAAUCUUUGGGCUUGAGGAUAAAUUCUCCCCCAAGACAAUUUUGACUUCAUUCUUGCAAGAUCCUAUUGAAGCAUUCAAGAAGGAAAAACGGGAAGCACAUAACUCAUCCGAGUUGCUGAGAAAGGGUAAUGAAAAGCUAUUAGGUAUUCUAAAAUCGAUAGUCCAUUAUUUUGAAGAUCGUGGUAUUGAUCCAACGGACCUUCUUGGUUCAUACCUUGUCAAAGAGAAGAUAGUGAAGUUGGAAGAAGAAAUUGCUGCUGAGCUAGAUAAGACGAUUGCGAAGAAAAACGAGAAGCCGAAGAGAAAACUAGAUGGAAUGGGAUUAUCAAGUACGGUUAGGAGCGAAGAAAUGAAGCGUUAACGGAUUGAAACCAAAGGGUCCCCUUCACCAAAAUCUCAUGUAAAUCAGUUGCAUGUGCAACCGGCUGUUAUUAUGACCGAAGGCAAUGGUAUAACGAGCCGAGUCGAACUCGAGUAUUGCUGAGCUCGACUCAAACUCGAAAAAUUUAAAAUUAAGCUCGACUCCAAAACUCGUGAGCUAAACAUUAUCAAGCUCAGCUCGAACUUGAAAUAUAAUAUUGAAACUUGACUCGAACUCGAAAAGGCUCAAACUCAAAAAAAAUUCAGG